GGCAACGAGGAGCGAUAGAGUAGUGCUAGGUUUGUUCAGGUUGAUUUGAGACUUCAACGCCAGGUCGAUACAUCCUUCUAAAUCUCAGAAAGCCACCCUGUCUCUCGCAUGAUAUCCCAAGCAAGGUGAGAAUAACAAAGACGACACUAACUGGAUGACAUUCAUGUUUUAGACCUGCACAUGAGCAGUGUAUAGGAUAUACCGUGUGACAGACAACUAGCAUAAUAACAACGUUAUUCACCCUGUCGUCCUCCUCCAUCCUGGAAAAACCAAGAAUGCCAAAUAUUAAAAUAUUCAGCGGGAGUUCUCAUCCGGACCUGUCGCAGAAAAUUGCCGACCGUCUAGGACAAGAGCUGGGGAAAGUUGUCACCAAAAAAUUCAGCAACCAGGAGACAUGCGUGGAGAUCGGCGAGAGUGUGCGUGGCGAGGACGUGUAUAUCGUGCAGAGCGGCUGCGGCGAGAUCAACGACAACCUGAUGGAGCUGCUGAUCAUGAUCAACGCCUGUAAGAUAGCCUCGGCCUCCCGCGUGACGGCCGUCAUCCCCUGUUUCCCUUACGCCCGGCAAGACAAGAAGGACAAGGUGGGGAGCCGAGCCCCUAUCUCGGCCAAGCUUGUGGCCAACAUGCUGUCUGUGUCGGGAGCUGACCACAUCAUUACCAUGGACCUGCACGCAUCCCAGAUACAGGGUUUCUUCGAUAUCCCUGUGGAUAACCUGUAUGCGGAGCCUGCAGUGCUGAAGUGGAUCAUGGAGAACAUCCAGGAGUGGAAGAACUGCAUCAUCGUCUCCCCAGACGCAGGCGGCGCCAAGAGGGUAACAUCCAUAGCGGACCGGCUCAACGUGGACUUUGCCCUGAUCCACAAGGAGCGCAAGAAGGCCAACGAGGUGGACCGCAUGGUGCUGGUGGGGGACGUGAAGGACCGCGUGGCCAUCCUGGUGGACGACAUGGCCGACACCUGCGGCACCAUAUGCCACGCUGCCGAGAAGCUGGUGUCGGCAGGAGCCACUAAAGUGUACGCCAUCCUGACCCACGGCAUCUUCUCUGGCCCGGCCAUCUCCCGGGUGAACAACGCCAGCUUCGAGGCCGUGGUGGUCACCAACACCAUCCCCCAGGAGGACAAGAUGAAGCACUGCAGUAAAAUACAGGUGAUUGACAUCUCAAUGAUUCUGGCGGAAGCCAUCAGACGGACACAUAACGGGGAGUCGGUCUCCUACCUGUUCAGUCAUGUACCAUUGUAAUGACAAAACUUCGGCCUCAUGGACACAUGUAUAAACACACACACACACAUACAUACAUGGUGAUGCACACACAUGCACACUCACUGAGAUACAUAUACAAACAGACUGACACAUCUACACCAUGACAUACAAACACACACACACACACACACACACACACACACACACACACACACUCGCACAUACAGUGUACACACACACAUGUAGACGCACACAUACAUGCACAGUACAAACAUGUUACUGUCUACUUCAAUGGCCUAUCUUCUUCAACCCUUUGCCCAUAUUUUUCCAGCUCCAUACACGUUCUUUCAGUCUGAUUGCCUCGGCAGCUGUGUGUGUGUGUGUGUGUGUGUGUGUGUGUGUGUGUGUGUGUGUGUGUGUGUGUGUGUGUGUGUGUGUGCGUGCGCGCGUCAUGCAUGUACAUGAGUGCUAUGUGAUGCCUAAAGUGGGGUAUAACAGAAAGCAGGUCUGGUGAUGACCUGGCUACUUGUAUGAGCAAGUGGUAAAUCUUGUAAUAUGAGAGCACAGCGACCUUGUUUUGAUUGAGGGAUGAACCUCUAAGUCUUAUAUUAGGAGGUUUACCACUCACUAAGCUCGGUUACUAAACCACGGGGGUAUUCCAAGAAGAUUGUCCAGGUGAAAUUGACAUAGAGGCAGUUGUAAAUCGGCUAAUGAAAGAGCCAGAGUCGCCAUUUUCAUAACUAGGCUAUCUACACUGUAAAACACUGCAGCCAGUUAAACAUAAAAAGGUAAGUUGGCCUCCAGUUUGUAAGUUACUCAACUCAAUUUGAGGCUUUCUGAAGUUGAAUUAACUUACAAACUUAAGGCAGCAGGGCAACUUAUUGUUUUACGUUUAACUGGCUGCAAUAUUUUACAGUGUAUGAGCAGCUCUAACACACUUCCCGUUGUAUGUUAACUUAGCCAGGUUUAUCGCUUACCCAUCUUCUUGGAAUUCCCCCCUCGUUUUUCAAAAUUAGCCCCAGUACACUCGUGUUUGUUUACUGGAUGGUGGUCUUGAUGGUCUGCUGGGGUCUGAGAACGGGGCAGUCCUCAUAGAUACAGAACACUAGGUGUCACAUUCAGGGCCGUAAUAAAGUAACUUUUUUCACCACCAGCCAAAACGACUUGUAGAUGGUAAUACACACACGCACUAAUGGGUCAAAGUGGCUUGUAAGUGUUUUUUUCAACAAUCCAAAACUAAAAUUUAACCAGCACAGGCUGGUGUUUAUUUAGAGCCCUGCUCACAUUUAACCUUUUGGCAUGGCCAACCUCGGGCGCCCCCAUCUUGGUAUAUGGCGUUCCUAUGCUUUUCACACCAUCAGUUGACAUGUUGUUUUACCGCCAUCUAUAGGAGGAUUUGCAUAUUGCCUUGUUGCCAGGUGAUGUUCAUACAAGCAGCAUUGCACCUGCACAAACAUUGUGGCGAAUCAAAGUGAGACAUCUAGUUCUGUAUCUAUGAGCCUGGGGAGUCCUACUCCUUCUCCUACAGCCUCUUGUCUUGCCAAAACACAGUGAAAACCAUCGUCUGUUUUUUUUUAAUGUUGUUACUGUUGUAAUGUUUUUUUUCCCUCCUCUCUGGAUUGUAUUAUUUUGAGUUGUCAAUUAUUUUUCUGUGUGUGUAUAUUUGUUCAGGUACGGUAGCUUUUGGGUUUUUGUUUACUACUUGCAUUGACUGUGUUUAGCCAUUCUAUCUGCAUGAGGCUGCACCAACCACCUAAAGAUAAAACUGGAGGAAACACUCUACAUCAUUUAUUUAUCGAAAUGUUGAAGUGUUCUGUUUAGCCGUUGCUUGUGUAGUUCUGACUGGACACUUGCCAUAUUUAUAUGUAACACACACAAACACACAUACUUGCGAUUACAUACAGGCAGCACAUGUUACACUUAUACGGUACGAUGCCGCUGUUGUUUGAGAGUCUGAUUCUUUAUUUGAGGAGAGGAGAAGCCUGUUGCCUUAAAGGAGAGAAGAGGAGGUCUCUACAGUAGCAGAGAUGAGAGAGGACUGCUCAUCUCCCUGUUGAGAAUGAAUGGACAUUUACGAGUCAAGAUAGAAAUGAUUUGUCCGAAUGGGGACAAUGUGUGGACAGCUAUAGAAUGAGAAUAAAUCAUCUCAAAGCUACA
Molecule: messenger RNA, 3356 nt
Organism: Engraulis encrasicolus (European anchovy)
Lineage: Eukaryota; Metazoa; Chordata; Actinopteri; Clupeiformes; Engraulidae
Gene: prps1a
Product: phosphoribosyl pyrophosphate synthetase 1A
Exons: 7
Coding region: 276-1238 (320 amino acids)
Biological process (GO): 5-phosphoribose 1-diphosphate biosynthetic process; ribonucleoside monophosphate biosynthetic process; purine nucleotide biosynthetic process
Cellular component (GO): cytoplasm; ribose phosphate diphosphokinase complex
Molecular function (GO): ribose phosphate diphosphokinase activity; ATP binding; magnesium ion binding
Source: RefSeq, a predicted model, not a curated record